This is a messenger RNA of Pyrenophora tritici-repentis Pt-1C-BFP, 1122 nucleotides long. NCBI's taxonomy places the organism in Eukaryota, Fungi, Ascomycota, Dothideomycetes, Pleosporales, Pleosporaceae. The record is from RefSeq and is a predicted model, not a curated record.
AUGUCAGAGGCUCCCCGAGUUGAGCUGCCCAACACUGAUACCGAUUUCGACCACCUCAACACAAACGGUUCAACAAACGUGUCCGAAAUGGAUGCCGACAUGUCUUCACACUCAAACGGCAACUCCACCAACGACUUGCAGAACAGUGCAAUCAAGGCAAAGGACGGUAUUCUAGAGACUUCCCACGCGAUCAACGCCGCAAGUAACCACCCCAGUGUGCAGAACGCCAAGAACACCGUCAUGAACGGACCCGUUGCCCAGAAUGUCAUGGCAGAGGGCGCAAAGACUCGCGAUGAGUUCGCCGAUCUCGCAAACUCAAAGACAGUCCCUGACCACAAGGCUGCCACUGGCCAGAACCUCACGCACUACCACAGCAUGUUCUACCGUCUGUUGAGCUGGAAGAACCCCCGUGCCACCGGUAUCGCCUUUGCCGGUACCGUCGUCUUCAUCUUCGCCGCCCGAUACUUGAACCUUAUCCGGUACAUCUUCAAGGCCUCGUACAUGAUCCUUGGUCUUACCGCCGCUGCGGAAGUGGCCGGGCAGGCCACCAUCGGACGUGGCCUUACCUCGCAGUUCAGACCGCGACAGUACUUUACCAUUCCCAAGGCCUCGCUCGAGCGUAUGACAGACGACUUUGAGCAGCUCGUCAACUUCUUCGUGAUUGAAUCUCAGCGCAUUGUAUUCGCUGAGAACGUCUACGUCACCGUUACUGCCUUCUUUGCUUCCCUUCUGUCCUACUUCCUGAUCAAGUUUGUUCCCCUCUGGGGCUUGGCCUUGAUCUCGACCGUCAUCACCUUCCUCGGCCCCCUGAUCUACAUCAAGAACAAGGAUGUCAUCGACGCACAGUUGGAGAAGGGUUACAACAUUGCCAACCAGCAGGCCCAGCAGGUCAAGGGUCUUGCCAACCAGCAUGCUGGAAACGCCAUGAAGACAGUGCAGGGCUACACGCAACAAGCCACGGCAAAGGCCCAAGAGACUGUCAACCAGUACCGUGGUCGUUCCACGUCACCGGAAGUCAAGAAGGCAGACUUCCCUGCUGCCCCUAGCCACGCACCCGCUGCUGCUGAGUCGUCGGAUGAGGAAGAGGACGAGGCCGUGCCAGUCGCGCAGCCUGCCAUCUAA